AUGCCGCACCACGCCACCCCCUCGCUUCGGGCGGGGUGGGAUUUCUUCUGCUCGGAUGAGGGCCCGGCACAGGACGCGCGCCUGGUGGCGGAUCAGUUCUUCGAGGCCCGGUCGGCGGCGCACCUGACACCGCCGACGGUGGAGUUUGCCGCGGCCGAGCUCGGGACCUUUUGGCAGGCCGGCGGCACGUCGGUGGCCGAGUGGUUCUCGGCCGUGACGCACCUGGCGGCCGAGCGGGCGCCGCCCGGCAUGGUGGCGAGCGCCGCGCCAGGCCCCGGGCAGCCGCCGGCGGCGGCAGUCCCGCCGACGGCGGCGCCCCUGUGCGUCCCCUCCUCGGUCGCGGCCUCGGGGUCCGCCUCGUCGUCCUGCUCCUCGGUCCUGGCGCCGGCCGGGGCCGGGGGCAUUUUGCCGGCCCCCACGCCGCGGCAGUGCUCCAACCGGUUUGCGGAUUUCCUGCGCGGCGAGCUGCCCAGCCAGCUGGAUCUGGCGUCCGGCCUCCAGGCCGACGUGCAGCCCGGCUACAAUGCCCUGCUCGGGUCGUGGCAUGGGCUGGCCGUGCGCCGGGAGUGUGGCUUCGGGGCCGGGGCGCAUGCCGAGUCCUACCGGCUGCGCCUGCGCGAUGCCCGGGCCCUGGCGCUCAAGUCCUCGCAAAAUGACCUGGCCCAGCACCUGUACGAUCGGACGCGCAUGGCCUGGCACCGGCACUGCGCGCGCGGUGGCGCAUGGCUCUGCCAGGUGGAAGUGGUCCUCUCGGGCGGUGGGUCCGUGCCCCCGGCCGGGGCUGUGGCCGGCGGUCCGGCCAAUGCCCCAAGCCCUGCGGGCCGCGCGGCCCCGGCCUCCUCCCCUGCCCGGCCUCCGGCCGGAGGCCGGGGGGCUGGCCCCGGCCCGGGUGCGCGCCCGGGCCCCGGGGCUCCUCCCUCGCCGGGGCCCAUGCCGCCACCGGUGGCCGUGUCCCCGGACCCCGGUGCCACGACUCCCAAUGAUUUGGCGCUGGCCCGGCUGCUGCGGCUGAUCGCCGGCGAGGACAUCGGCAAGCCCACCAGCCCGGUGGCGGCGGCGGCCGCGGCGGCCGCGGCGGCGGCGGGCCCUCGGCCGAGUGUGACUCGGGCUGCCCGCCGGCCGCCUGGAGGCCCGGCCGGCCGUCGCCCGGGACAUGCCGCCGGGCCGGAUGCCGGCUCGCAGUCCGGCGCCACGGCAUCGGCCAUGUCGGCGGCCGUGGCCAAUGUCCUGGCUGCGGUGCCGGCCGCGGCCAAGGUGGCCCCUCCGCUCAAGGUCCCGGCCAGCGCGUGGGCCAGCCCGUGCCAGUGCUUCGUCGGGGCCUGGCUGGCCCGGGUGUCCCCCCGGACGCGGACCCUCGGCCUGCGCCGGGUGGUGGUCGAGGCGUCGGACUCGCAUGUGAUUGUGUGCCGGCCGCUGGGCGGCCCGGGCCCCGGGGACCCGGCCGGCGCCCCUCCCCCCCACGAGGUCCCCUGCAUCAAGCAGCGCUUCCCGCAAUGCUUCCCGGCUCUGGCCCGCGGCUCGGCCGCGGCCGAUCUCUUCCUCAAAACCGAGGAGGUGGCCCGUGUGGCACAUGCCAGUCCGGAGGUCCAGUUUUCGCUUUCCGACGUGUCGUCCUGGCUGACUCCCAAGGCCAAUACCCUCGUCCUGCAUGUGACUCCCACGCACAAUGUGGUCCUCCGGUUCCGGCCCUCCCGCGAGUACCUCAACACGCGGUACCACCUGUCGUGCUUCCCCCGGUCGGAGCUUUCGCAUCCGUCCUCCUUCGAGCAGGAGAUGGCCGCCGCGAUGCCGGCUGGGCUCGGGGCGGGGGGCCAAAACUUCCUGCCGUCCCCCUUCUCCGGGGGGGCGGACUUCGCCCUGCGCGACGGCGGGGGGCUCCUCUUCCCGGGGUCGGCAGCGGCCACGGCGGCCCGGUCGCGGGCGGCCUCCACCUCGGCCGAGACGUCCGCCCGGUCGAGGUCGUCCACCAACGCCUCGCGCUUCGGCCUGUCGCGCGACCCCCCGGUCCAUGACGAGCUGCCCCUCUUCCUGUCCGGUGUGAAUGAGAUGCAGAACUCCCUGCUGGUGAUCUUGAACUUGCACACGCGUGCGACACACCUGCUGCAACACCAGCUCAAGGUCAUGGGCGAGUCGGCCCGGCAGCAAAUCGCCGGGCCGGCCGCGUCGGACCUGGCCCUCUUCCGGGCCUCCGACAGCCUGGCUCGCAUCUGGGGCUGCUUCCGCUUCAAUGAGGCCCUGCACCGGCUGUCCAUUUCUCGUCAAGACCCGGCCGCGGGCGGCGGGGCCACGGCCGACUGGCCCGCCGCCCUGAACUCCGACUGGUGGGAAACAUGGAUGGGCAAGCCGGUGGCCGUGCCGUCCUCUUCCCGGCCGCGGCCGGGGCGCGUGGUACCGCCGGUUCACUCGAACAAGUGGGCGCAUUUCAUGGUCCACGAGAACAUCUCGUCCCUGAGUGUGUUCUCGGCGCAGCUGCUGGCCAGCUUGGCCUCCUGCGACGCGGCCACCUCGCAGGCCAUCGCCACCGCCUUGCAUAAUGUCCGCAGCCGUGAUGGGCGCCAGUACUACUGGGCCUCGGCAGGGGCCGUUGUGGCUGAGUGCCUGCUCCAUGCUCUUGGAUAUCACCCCAGCGCGCCGCAGCCUCCCCCCGGGCGAGCUGGCGCUCCGGCCCCGGUGGGCCCCCCAGGUCGGGCCGAGCUGUUCGAGCUGCUCACCCACACCCUCAGCACGUCGCCCCUCUGGAGCGUGGUCACCAGCCCGACCACCUUCUCCACUCGCGCCCAACGGCCCGGUCCCAGCGGGCGGAUGAUCGGCCAGUCGCUCCCCCGGACGGGGUCUUGCCCGAGCCUGGAGGACCAGCACGCCGAGGACAUGCCGGAGCUCCACUUCCGCGCGGCCAGCCUGCUGACCGAGCGCGAGGUCAUCGCCCGGCAGUCCUCCACCCUGGCCUUCGAGGUGCUGGUGUCCCUCUUCCGGAUAGCCUUCUGCCACACCGUGCGCCAGUUGCGCACCGCGCCGGAUAUCCGUCACGCGGCGGAGUUUGCCCUGAGCGAUAUUGUCAAGGUGCUGCAGUCGCUGCGGGCCUCCGGGCGAGUGCUCUCCUUGGACAACCUGCGCCUCUAUAUGUCCUGGAAAAUGGACGAGGCAUGAGGGACACCCCUCGAUUGUCCCUGGGCCCCUCGCGGCCCUACGCGAGAACAGCACCAAUAGAGCUCAGCACCUUUG
Molecule: messenger RNA, 3222 nt
Organism: Fonticula alba
Lineage: Eukaryota; Rotosphaerida; Fonticulaceae
Exons: 7
Coding region: 1-3147 (1048 amino acids)
Source: RefSeq, a predicted model, not a curated record